This is a messenger RNA of Ctenopharyngodon idella (grass carp), 2612 nucleotides long. Its product is annotated as Voltage-dependent anion-selective channel protein 2-like. The record is from RefSeq and is a predicted model, not a curated record. Bases 135 to 980 code for a protein of 281 amino acids. Gene Ontology annotation, cellular component: mitochondrial outer membrane. Gene Ontology annotation, molecular function: voltage-gated monoatomic anion channel activity. Gene Ontology annotation, biological process: monoatomic anion transmembrane transport. The transcript has 9 exons. NCBI's taxonomy places the organism in Eukaryota, Metazoa, Chordata, Actinopteri, Cypriniformes, Xenocyprididae.
UUUGGAAAUCUUUUCUGUGACGCCAGUGCGCAUGCGCAGUUUGUCUCCUUCACUUUGUCCUGUAGCUGUUAGUGUCAAAUCUGAAACACAGGACACUUAAACAGCAACAACAACAACAUCCACGAUCAGAUAUAAUGGCUGUUCCUCCUGCAUACUCAGACCUGGGAAAAGCAGCCAAGGACAUCUUCAGCAAGGGUUACGGUUUUGGGAUUGUUAAAUUGGACCUCAAGACUAAAUCUCAAAAUGGAGUGGAGUUCAACACAUCUGGAUCCGCCAACACGGACACGGGAAAAGCCGGCGGGAGUUUGGAGACCAAGUAUAAAAUGAGUGAUCUGGGAUUGAGUUUGAACCAGAAGUGGAACACAGACAACAUGCUCAGUACAGAAGUCUCUGUGGAAGACCAGCUUGCGCAGGGGUUGAAAGUGGCCCUGGAUACAUCUUUUGUCCCAAACACAGGUAAGAGGAGCGGUAAACUGAAGACUGGCUACAAGCGUGACUUUGUCAACAUGAGCUGCGACAUUGAUUUUGAGGGUCCGGUCGUGCACUCUUCAGCGGUUCUGGGAUAUGAAGGCUGGCUCGCGGGCUACCAGAUGGCGUUUGACACGGCCAAGUCCAAACUGGUGCAAAAUCACUUCGCUCUGGGAUACAAGACCGGAGACUUCCAGCUUCACACCAACGUUAAUGAUGGAGCUGAGUUCGGAGGAUCGGUCUAUCAGAAGGUGAAUGAUCAGCUGGAGACGGCCGUCACUUUGUCCUGGACUGCCGGCAGCAACAACACGCGCUUCGGAGUUGCUGCAAAGUACCAGCUAGAUAAAGAUGCCUCGUUGUCUGCCAAAGUGAACAAUUCCAGCCUGAUUGGAGUUGGUUACACUCAGAGUCUUCGACCUGGGGUGAAACUCACUCUCUCGGCUCUCAUCGAUGGAAAAAACUUCAACACCGGCGGACACAAGGUUGGACUGGGUUUUGAGCUGGAAGCGUAGCUGCCGUAGUGCAAAAGACACUGAAGACGAGAGACCCAGUCCUCACAACCCUCCUGCAUCACACACUAGCACCUGAUGACUAACAACACUUAGCGGCAUGUUGAUGGUUUUUGCAAGUCUGUGGGAGUUGAGUGAUUCUGAUCUGAUCUGAUCUGGCCUUCUAAGGGAAAUAUUUGCCGGUCAGCAAAUUUAUUUAACGAUGGUCGGAUAUUUACUGUAGACCACCUGCAGCAAACCAAAAUACACAAGUAAUGGUAGAUUUGCAAGCAUGGUAGAAACAUUUGGAGUGUUUCUCUGGUGAUGUCAGUGCAUGCUAAGCACUUACAUUUGUUUUAUUGCGUUGUUGACUGAAGGUCAGAAAAUGCAUGAUGGUAGUUGAGAUUAUUUCUCAGGAUGCAGCAUUAGAGUGACGCCGCACUUAUAGAGCUUUAGGCGUAGACAGCUCACAGGAAACUGACAAGACAGCAUGUGUAUUUUUAGAGCUUGCAAUACUUUCUUAUCUUACACACUCAUUGAUGGUUAGAAAGCAACUCUUUACUGUGGGAAAAAUCAUGCUAGCAACCCACUUCAAAUGUGUUCUGGUGUACAAAACAGCAAUUUGAUCAUCAAGCACUUUAUGGGUACAGGUAUCAAUGCGUUGUACAUACCAACUGCUUUUACCACACAUAUAUAUAUAUAUAUAUAGCACAAAAGUUUGGACACAUUUCUAUGUUUUUGAAAGAAGUCCUUUAUGCUCAUCAAGCCUGCAUUUAUUUGAUCAAAAGUCUAUUAGAAUGACUUCUGAAGGAUCAUGUGACACUAAAGGGUGGAGUAAUGGCUAAUCAAAAUUCAGCUUUGUAUCACAGAAAUAAAUUAUAUUUUAAAGUAUAAUAAAAUAGAAAACCAUUAAGCCCAAAGUAUAGUUAACUUUUUACGCGUAUGCAUUGAUCAGCGUACAGUGCGUGUGACGCAAAUCUCCCCCCAGGAAAUCGAGUCCCCCCAGGAAUCGGGUCUCCUUCAGGACCCCAAGUGAUCCCAUUGGUUCAACAGACUUUUAAUGGGUAGUAUUUUUAGCGCCUGAUUAUAAUUCCUGCAAAAGUCACGUUAUGAUUUAUAUCAUUUAAAAUGUGUUAUAAUGACCUUUAAUGUCUUUUAAAUUACAUGAUUCAUAUAUACUAGUAUAUAACUGAAGCUAUAGGUUUUGAAAUAAAGCAUAUCUCGUUCUUACUGGUUUUUUUUGUAGCUUUUGUACUAGCAUGGCAUACGUCUACCCGAUUAGCCUGCUAGCUUAGCUUAUAUUAUAUUAGGUAUGUUUUUUGUUUCCAACAUCUGUUUCCAGUUUGUUUUAUUAUGCAAUACAAAGGCAUUCAUUUUAUAUUUCAAGCAUUUUGUUUGUGCACUUAAUGUAAUAAACAUCAUAGACUGUGCGCGUAAAAAAACAAAGUAUACCCAGGGCUUUAUUUUAAAUUGUAAAAAUAUUUCACAAUAUUGCUGUUUUUCUGUAUUUUUGAUCAAAAAUAGUAAUGUGUCCACUUUUGAUGGGUACUAUAUAUAUAUAUAUAUAUAUACAUACACUAAUUAUACAAUUAUCUUGGUCUUUGUACCUCAUUUUUCCAGUGGAAAAUAAAUUCUAAUAAACAAAGAAAAAUGUUG